CACCCACUCCAAAAAACACACAUCACUACACUAAAAGAGCUACACAUAACACAAAGUUGGCAACAGAGAAGAUGAAGCCCCUUUACAUCACCACCACCACCACCUUGGCUUUUCUCCUCCUCCUCCUACUGUUGGCCUCAUCUUACCUCCAAACCUCCAUGGCUGGCUCAGCAUUUUGCGACGGCAAGUGCAAGGUGAGGUGCUCGAAGGCGAGCGUGCAGGAUCGGUGCCUGAGGUACUGCGGGCUGUGCUGCGCCGAGUGCAAUUGCGUGCCGUCGGGGACGUACGGCAACAAAGACGAGUGCCCCUGCUACCGCGACAAGUACACCGGCACCGGCCUCCGCCGCAGGUCCAAGUGCCCCUGAAUAAUCAGCAUCUUAGAACCAUUAUAUACAUAUAUAUGAAUGAAUUCGCGAUUUUAUCUAUGUACGCAGUAAAUAGUUGUAUUUAUAUAUCUUGUGAUCCAAAUAAACGUACGUACGCGCGCAUUUUGCAUGCAUGGUUUUUCAAUAAUGGUAUGUAUUAUAGGUUGAGAGAGGUGAGUGUUACUGGUUUUGCGUGUUUGUGGGAGCGAAAUAUGCGUGGGGAUGGUGUAUUGUAAUAUGUAAUUUAUUUAUGUUCGUUUCAUCUAUUAAUUAAGUAGCAUUUUGCACAAUUUAUCUGCUUCCUAUUGUAAUUCAAAAUGGUCUUAAUUUGAAUUUUCACAUGGUUAAAUUUGUAAGCUUCA
Ananas comosus (pineapple) is the source of this 727-nucleotide messenger RNA. RefSeq names its product peamaclein-like. The coding region runs from base 72 to 365 and encodes 97 amino acids. The transcript has 2 exons. Lineage: Eukaryota; Viridiplantae; Streptophyta; Magnoliopsida; Poales; Bromeliaceae. The record is from RefSeq and is a predicted model, not a curated record.